Molecule: messenger RNA, 2384 nt
Organism: Mya arenaria
Lineage: Eukaryota; Metazoa; Mollusca; Bivalvia; Myida; Myidae
Product: potassium voltage-gated channel protein Shaw-like
Exons: 4
Coding region: 244-2124 (626 amino acids)
Biological process (GO): protein homooligomerization; potassium ion transmembrane transport
Cellular component (GO): voltage-gated potassium channel complex; membrane
Molecular function (GO): delayed rectifier potassium channel activity; protein binding
Source: RefSeq, a predicted model, not a curated record
GCAAGCAAUUGGAAAUAAUGCCCUGAACUUCCAAACUAGCUUAGACCGUAGAGUAGUUGAUAUUGUGAAUGUUCUUGUGUGGUUUGUUUUUUCAUGGAAUUAUAAUGUGAACUGCUCCAGGUUUAAUAACAAAAUAUUAAUCAAACGGGGCAAAAAAAGUCGUAAUUUAUCAUUGUUAUGACUGUGGAGUUAAUUGCAUGUUAUGCUUUCCGCGGACCUUUUCUGCGUCUUGGGUGAUCGUGAAUGCCGUGGAUAAUGAGCAGUAUGCACGAGCAUGACUCGACUAAACGACCCAUCUACCUCGCGUCCGAGGAAGUGGAUGCCCUCUCUGACGACCCGACAAUGGCUGACAAUGACCAAACGCCCGUCGUAUCGCCAACAGAGACCCUUCCCGUCAAAAGCUUGGAGGACGAACCGUCUUUUGACGAAGAAGACCGAAUCGUUCUGAAUGUUGGUGGGGUUCGCCACGAGACCCACGUGGCUACGCUAAAGAAGAUUGAUCGCACGAGGCUUUCAAGGUUAGCGGAGCAACACGAGGACGCGACCAGCCAGAAGGAUGUUUAUUUCUUUGACCGCCAUCCUGCCGUGUUCAACUCUAUUAUCGAUUUCUAUCGGACAGGCGAGCUUCACGUCCCUCUGGAGGUAUGCGGGGCGGUGGUAAAACGGGAACUGGACUACUGGCAAAUCAACGAGAAUCACAUCAAGUCCUGUUGCUGGCGGAACUACCGAUCCUACAUCCAGAACAAGAUGAUCCUUGACUCCUUCAAUAGAAGUAUUAUCAAACAGCAGAUGAGCAUUAAGACGGACGACAUGCAAGGCUGGGAGAAGUUCCGCACCCAGUCGUGGCUACUUCUGGAGUAUCCGCGCACCUCAAGGGCCGCUAUGGUAUACGGUAUCGUGUCUCUGAUGUUUGUGGUAACGUCCAUUCUUGGAUUCUGUCUAGAGACGCUGCCCGCCCUGCGGCCACAACAGAUCAACAUUACGGCCGACAACACCACCACGUGCGACGGCAAAAUUCAGACGGGUGUCGCUACUAUAAUGCAGCCAAAUAAAGCCUUGAACUUCCUAGAUAUCAUCUGCACCACCUUUUUUACCGCCGAGCUUAUUAUCCGUUUCAUCAUGUCACCCAAUAAGUUCGCGUUUGUCCGCUCCGCCAUGAAUAUUAUUGACCUUUUGGCACUCGUGCCGUUGUAUAUGCAACUUAUUUUAAACAGUGACGCUUUUAAAUUUUGUUAUGGCAACGAAAGACUCAUUUUUGAAAUCAUGUUCAUUUUGCGUAUUAUUCGUAUGUUCCGCAUUUUUCAUCUCGUAAAGCACUACCAAGCUUUGCAAAUUUUGGUUUACGCGCUCAAGGCUAGUGUGCAGGAAUUGCUCAUGUUACUGAUAUUCUUACUCAUAGGGAUGCUCGUCUUCGGCACAAUGAUAUACUAUUCAGAACGAAAGGACGCCAUGAAUUCGGGUGACAUGUUUUCAACCAUUCCUUUGGGAUUCUGGUGGGCAAUAAUUACUAUGACAACCGUCGGAUAUGGUGACGUUUAUCCGACGACGCCGAUAGGUUAUGUCGUCGGCACGUUCUGUGCCGUUAGCGGUGUUCUUAUGGUUGCGUUAACGAUCCCAGUUAUAUCGAACAACUUUACGCUGUUCUAUACCCACGUUCGUUCGCGUGGUGGAUCAGAUUCGAAAGAAGACGCCGGGGAUGUCAACAGUGACGUACAAUUCCAUUCCGAUGAAGGGGCAAGGAUUUAUGAAAACGCUCGACGAACUUCGAAUGGUUCAAUAAUAAUGAACGAGAGAAGUUUUACUAUCAAUAUGAAUCGACGAGGCUCUGAUAUUUCUGCGUAUACCCAGGAUCCGUACACGAACAACGGCAAGUGUGGUCACAACGGAGAUAUUCGUUUUGGUCGUCUGCUCGGGGAUACCAAGCCAAAUUCACGGUUCACUGAGCCUUCGCGGUUCAUUGAACCUGUUCGGUUCACUGAGUCGUCCUCUAUGAGUGAUAUGGCAACCAAUAAAGCAGCGGAAGAAGUGGACUCCUUUAUCACUACUUCCGGUACGGUGAAGGCGCAUUCGGAUGACGGCGUCAUGUAUUCAGAUACGUCUUAUUUUUCAGAUACAACAUGCUGAUAAUAUAUUUAGAAGGAAAAGUACAGUUGAAAAACAAUGCAACUGACUGAGUGAGUUAAUUGCAUAAAGAACACUAUCUUCGUUGUUUAUCACAAUGCACAACGUCAAAAACAGAACAGAACUGAACAUUUAUUGACCAUGGAAGGUAAAUUUAGUCAAACUGGAAUGAACAGGGUUUGAUGUAUCAACGGUUGUAUCUCGGUCUUGUUGAAUUCAAGAGCAGUUGUUACCAUGAAUGUAUAACGCCAAACGGCGUCAUA